AAAAGCAAUACGACACCAUCUUCUUUAUCCAAUAGAAACACGAAAAGGGGUCCUCUUUGGUAGUCUUAUUUCUUUCGGGUCCGACUCAGAACUCGGCGUUGUGCAUCGGAAUCCUGAUUCGAAGAAGCGAAGAUGUCUUCACUUGCAGCUGCUAGAGCAGACAAUUUUUACUAUCCUCCAGAAUGGACCCCAAGUCAGGGUUCUUUGAACAAGUUCAAUGGUCAACAUGCUCUGAGAGAGAGGGCAAGAAAACUAGACCAAGGCAUACUGAUUAUAAGGUUUGAGAUGCCCUAUAAUAUAUGGUGUGGUGGAUGCAAUUCUAUGAUUGCAAAGGGUGUUAGGUUCAAUGCGGAGAAAAAGCAAGUGGGAAAUUAUUAUUCUACAAAGAUAUGGAGCUUUACAAUGAAGUCCGCGUGCUGUAAACAUGAGAUUGUUAUUCAGACAGAUCCAAAAAAUUGUGCGUAUGUGAUCAUCAGUGGGGCCCAACAAAAGACUGAGGAGUAUGACAUUGAAGAUGCAGAGACCUUUGCACUCCCUGCGGAUGAAGAAAGAGGUAAACUAGCAGAUCCAUUUUAUCGUCUUGAACACCAGGAAGAGGAUUUGCAGAAGAAGAAAGAAGCUGAGCCAGUGAUAGUUCGCCUCCAGCGAGUAUCUGAUGCCAGGCAUUCAGAUGACUAUGCCCUCAACAAGGCUCUUCGGGCACAACUUAGAAAUCAAAAGAAAAGAGUCGCUGAAGAGGAGGCUGUUUCAAGGAAAAGGGGCCUCAACAUACGACUGCUUCCACCAGCUGAAGAAGAUGUUGCCAGUGCAGCCCAUGUGAAGUUUUCUGCCAAGUUCGACAGAAAUAGGAAGGAUAAGCGAGCAUUGAUCAAUGCCGCUUCUAUCUUCUCUGGGUCGUCUGGGUCUUCCACAUCCGCUAAGAGACAAUUGGGGCUAGAAUCUAAGAGAAGGAGAAUUAGUGCAGCCGCUGCAUCCAACAUACUGGCAGGGGGGUUCAAGCCAUCAUCGUGGUCACAGAGUGCCGUUACUUCACGGAGGCACAGAGGAAGUUAAGUUUCCUAGAAUGAUAUAAUCGCAGUUUUUCUAGAGCAUCUGGUGUUGAUUUGGCUUUCAACAUCGCCUGUUCAUAGUGGCAAUGGAGUAUGUACAUAGAUUUGAGCGUUAUUGUUGUCUAUUGGGUGUUUGUAUGUGUCAAGCUUCUGCACUUCAGACGUUAUCGCCACUUGAAUACUCUACUUCCCUUUUCUCUACA
Molecule: messenger RNA, 1252 nt
Organism: Alnus glutinosa
Lineage: Eukaryota; Viridiplantae; Streptophyta; Magnoliopsida; Fagales; Betulaceae
Exons: 7
Coding region: 133-1053 (306 amino acids)
Biological process (GO): mRNA splicing, via spliceosome
Cellular component (GO): post-mRNA release spliceosomal complex; U2-type spliceosomal complex
Source: RefSeq, a predicted model, not a curated record